Molecule: messenger RNA, 1326 nt
Organism: Pipistrellus nathusii (Nathusius's pipistrelle)
Lineage: Eukaryota; Metazoa; Chordata; Mammalia; Chiroptera; Vespertilionidae
Source: the annotation of a GenBank genome assembly
AUGGCAUCCGAUGACUUUGAUAUAGUGAUUGAGGCCAUGCUGGAGGCUCCCUAUAAAAAAGAAGAGGAUGAGCAGCAAAGGAAAGAGGUUAAAAAGGACGGCCCUAGCAAUACCAGCAGCAGCACCGGCAAUGGUGGCGGUGGGAGCAGCACCAGUGGGGAGGAAAGCAAGAAGAAGAGUCGGAGCCAUAGUAAAAGCAGGGAUAGAAAGCGCAGUCGUAGUCAAGACCGUAGUCGAGACCGGGACCGGCAUAGACGGAGAAGUAGUCGGAGCCGAAGCCGAGAUCGGCAGCGUCGUCACCGCAGCCAUAGCUGGGAUCAUCAACAUAGUAGUGAGUCCAGAAGUCGGGCCCCACGUCGUGAGAAUCGUGUGCACUACCGGAGUCCACCACUUGCCGCUGGGCAUAGGUAUGGACCCAGUAAGAGUCCUCAUGUCAGAGAGAAGAGUCCGGUCAGGGAGCCAAUUGAUAACCUGAGUCCCGAGGAACGUGAUGCCCGGACAGUUUUCUGUAUGCAGUUAGCCGCCCGCAUUCGGCCUCGAGACCUGGAGGACUUUUUCUCUGCUAUUGGCAAGGUUCGUGACGUACGUAUUAUCUCAGACCGGAACUCCCGUCGCUCUAAGGGCAUUGCCUAUGUGGAAUUCUGUGAAAUCCAGUCUGUGCCACUGGCCAUUGGGUUGACGGGGCAGCGGCUGCUGGGGGUGCCCAUCAUUGUGCAGGCCUCGCAGGCUGAGAAAAACCGGCUGGCAGCCAUGGCCAACAACCUACAGAAAGGCAGCGGUGGACCAAAGCGCCUCUAUGUGGGCUCCCUGCACUGCAAUAUCACCGAGGACAUGCUCCGGGGCAUCUUUGAGCCCUUUGGCAGAAUUGAUAAUAUUGUCCUGAUGAAGGACUCAGGUACAGGCCGCUCUAAAGGUUAUGGUUUCAUUACGUUCUCUGACUCUGAGUGUGCCCGACGGGCCCUGGAACAGUUGAAUGGCUUUGAGCUUGCUGGUCGACCUAUGAGGGUUGGCCAUGUGACUGAGAGACCGGAUGGUGGCACAGACAUCACUUUUCCUGAUGGAGACCAGGAGCGGGAUCUGGGAUCAGCAGGUGGACGUUUGCAGCUCAUGGCCAAAUUGGCAGAAGGCUCUGGAAUCCAACUGCCAACCACAGGCGCUGCCGCCGCCGCUGCCCAAGCUGCUGCCUUGCAGCUGAAUGGAGUUCACUUGGGGGCCCUAAACCCAGCAGCUCUGACUGCUCUGAGUCCAGCCCUGAACCUUGCCUCUCAGGCAAUUGCCUCCCAGUGCUUUCAGCUUUCCAGCCUUUUCACCCCCCAGACCAUGUGA